Molecule: messenger RNA, 2638 nt
Organism: Drosophila arizonae
Lineage: Eukaryota; Metazoa; Arthropoda; Insecta; Diptera; Drosophilidae
Gene: Spred
Product: Sprouty-related protein with EVH-1 domain
Biological process (GO): negative regulation of MAPK cascade; multicellular organism development
Cellular component (GO): membrane
Molecular function (GO): protein kinase binding
Source: RefSeq, a predicted model, not a curated record
AAUCAAAACGCAAAUACAAAAUUUCAAUGCCAUACGCAGUUGCCACCUGAGAUCAGAAUUGCUUUUGUCUCCAAAGAGACAGGUUGUAAAAAAAGUGCAAAGAAUCAAAUAAAUUGCCACAAAGUAAUUGGUGAAAUGUGUGUGCCAUUGCAGAAACGUGAUAAACGGCAUAAAAUGCGAAAAGCUGUUAUCCAAUAGAGAAAAAUUCCGAUACACCAUGUCGCCCCAUCUCUGCUCCGUACGCAUCCGCGCCCGCACCUGCCACCUCCUUCACGGUCGUUAUGCCUGUGCGCUAAGUAAAAAAUCCAACAUAUACUAACCUAAAUUCGUAGUGCAAAAACGAAAGGAAAAGGAAACGAAUUUAAAUUGUGUCUAACACUCAACGAGUUUCCAAACAGUUGCAAAGCAGUUCGAGUCGUCUUUCAUAUUGUGCCAAAAAAAGAAGAAAAGAAGCAAACGAAACGAAAAGAAAAACAACAAAGCAACGAAACGCAUUACCAACAACAACAACUACUACUACAAUAAGUCAGCUGAAACGACCAUCAACAACAAUUGAAGUACUCCAGUUAUCUUCUCGUCUAAAGUCAGCGUAACUGUAAUAAUUACAGUUACACUUCUUUGUUGUUGUUGGCACUUGUUUUUCGGAAGUUUGUGCAGCAGCAGGCUCUGAAUGUCUUUAUGCUUUAAUCAUGGUGUAUUUUGCCACCAACAAGAACAACACCGACACUAUUCGCUGCUAUAUUAGAAUCUUUCUGAUAACAAAUCAUGACAGAAGGACAUGAAAGCGACUUCUUAGUUACAGUACGCGCACAGGUAAUGACCAGGGACGAGAGCACCGAGGGCUGGCUACCGCUGGCUGGGGGUGGUCUGGCAAAUGUUUCGAUACGUAAACGUGCCAGAUUAUCCCCAUUAGCAUCGGGUCAUGACUACAUCAUCUAUGGGCAAAGAAUCUCCGAUCAAAGUGUUAUUUUAAGCUGUGUCAUCAAUCGUGAUCUGAAGUAUUACAAAGUAAUGCCCACAUUUCAUCAUUGGCGCGCCGGCAAACAGCGCAACGGACUAACAUUUCAAACAGCAGCCGAUGCGCGUGCCUUUGAUAAGGGCGUGCUGCGCGCCUAUAAUGAGCUAAUUGAUGGACUGGCGAAAUCUAAUCCCACUAUAAUAUGCCCACCAUUGACCAAAUAUGAUUCGGUUGGUGAAGAUGAUGUAUUCAUGACCCUGGACUUACCUGUGGAAAGCGAAAGUUUACAAAAGAUACAUUCAAGCCCCGAAGGCAGCGAAAAAAGUCACAAAAGCGUCAGCGAGCGCCAUAAGGAUAGCUACAGCAACAAUUCCGAUUCCGAGAAACUACCAGCGGCUACCAUACACUACAUAUCGACGGAAAAAACAUCAACGGCUCCGGGCUCCGGCAGCGGCAACACUGGCAACGUUGGCGGCUCCACGGAGGGGCCGCCGCCGCCGCCUCCACCUGCAGGUCAGAUAGCGCCCAGCGAGAAUUACUCGUAUGUAACGCUGACGGCUGUCCACCAUGACUACAACUAUCCAGUUGUGGAGCAGCCAGUUGGCGCCCAGGUGCUGAAUGCACGACGCGAGUCAAUCAGUGCAUUGAAGAAGCGCAAUGCUUUGGAGGCGGCACAGGCAAUGGCCGCUGCACAGACAUCGGCGGCGGGUGGAGCCAAUAAGCCGCUGCACAAACCCAAUGUAUCGGAUAUACUCAAGAAGGAGACGCGCCUGCGUUGCCGCUACUGUCACGAGCUGUACAGCGAGGAUUUCAAUAGGCGUGGCGCAUGCGAAUAUGCACCAGAUCCGUUUCGCAGCGGCUACGAGUGCAUCUCGGGCAUGGGCUGUGCACGCUGUAUGAUCUAUCACUGUAUGAGCGAUGCAGAGGGUGAGACCGCACAGCAUCCUUGUGAUUGUAGCGUUAGCGAAGCGGGGUGCACCAAGCGCUGGUUGGGCCUGGCGCUGUUGUCCCUAUUCGUUCCCUGCCUAUGGUGCUAUCCGCCGUUGCGCGCAUGCCAUUGGAUGGGCAUACAGUGCGGCCUCUGCGGAGCUCGCCAUAAACCACAUGUCUGACAUUUGGAGGCUAGAUUGCAAGGACAGUACGAUGACGACCCCAGCACCAGGCCCAGAAACCAACAGCAACCUCACUCUGACGAGAAUACAUAUAAGAGCCAGCUAUUGCGACUCAAGCAGCGGCAGUCGCAGUUGCAGCAACCGCAGCCUCAAAGGCACUUUUAUAACUGGGAACUCUCCCAUAGUCUGGGCGCGCCCCAACAGCAGCCGCCGCAGCCGCUGUAUCUGAUGCAGCCGCGCAGCAAUAAGGCCGCUCAAAAUGAUUAUGGUAGGCUUUUAUUUUGAAAACUGACGAAAUGACAACGAGAGUUCAGUUGCUGUUAUGUUCCGUUCUGUGCUAUUCUAUCAUUGCUUUCAUUUGCCAACUUUUGUUUUGAGUUAUCAUGUAUCGAGUUCAAAUGACACCAUAUGAUUUGCCAUAGAUUAUUGUAUAUAGUAGAGCAGGUAAACCACUUGCACUUACCGUCUAUAGGUCCAUUGAACAUCCACACUUAUCAGAUUCAGCAUUGAAAUAAUUGUAAUUUAUAUUUUAGAACUCUUAAUUAUUAAUUAUACUUUUGUAAAAACC